Bactrocera dorsalis (oriental fruit fly) is the source of this 1243-nucleotide messenger RNA. Its product is annotated as putative gustatory receptor 22a. Gene Ontology annotation, biological process: sensory perception of taste. The record is from RefSeq and is a predicted model, not a curated record. Gene Ontology annotation, cellular component: membrane. The transcript has a single exon. Lineage: Eukaryota; Metazoa; Arthropoda; Insecta; Diptera; Tephritidae. Bases 35 to 1108 code for a protein of 357 amino acids.
UUUUGAUAACACCACGCACACGAGGCACCUUACAAUGAAGGUCGACAAUAUUUUUCACACUAAACAAUAUUCGACACUCGGGCAGGCAGUCAUGCGGUUGCGCUGGCGUGGCGUCGUAACUGAGCUAAUUAUAACUGCUACAAUUUUCGCUUCCAUUGCACUCGGCAUAUAUCCUUAUGGCUACGAUAGACUACGUCGGCGGAUUGUGUCUUCGAAAUACUGCCGGAUAUAUUGCAUUUGCGUUGAUGUCAUAUUGAUUUGUUUGGCGCUGUAUGCAUGGCCGAAAGAGAAGCUGGUGAAUUUGGAGCGUAUAUAUUAUUGGACGCUGGUCCAACUGCUUAGUCAGUUCAUCAUAGCGGUAAAUAUAAGUGCCUUGUUUGUGAUUAUGUGGACCAACUGGAGUGAGUACGCGUCCGUGUUGGGCAUAAUCAAGGAGUUUGCAACGUUCGAACGCACCUAUUUCGCACGACACAAACGUUUAGCCACAACCUGUGUCACAUACGCAAACUAUAUGAUUCUGAAAAGUCUGGCAAUGGUUUUGAGGAACAUUUCAUACAUUUACGUGGUUUUGGUGCUGAUUCCAGGCAUGAGUUUCGCUGUCGCAGUAGUGCAUACAAUCGCAAUGAUCUUGGUUAAUGUCAUCUCUCUGGUGGUUUUCCAUUUUUACAUGUUCAUCUUGGCCACUUACCGUUAUAUUUGGAUAAUGAAGCAGCGCAUCAAAAUAAUAGCUGCCAGCACAGGUUGCCGCAGUUCACAGUUGGAAAUCAACGAAAUCACCGGCGUAUAUAUACGCAUAUUGCGCUUGUGUCAACAAUACGGCCGCAUUUAUGGCAAGCUAAUGCUGCUCUGCAUCUGCGGCGUUGCGUCGCUCAAUGUGAUGACAAUAAUCGUACUGCUCUUCGUCUGGCGUUCCAGCGAGAAUGCGCUGAAUAUGAUGUACUGUUGGUAUGUGCUUAUCAUAAAUACGCUCGACUUCUGGCUGACCAUUGCUGUUUGUGAGUUGGCUCUGGGCACGGCUGCCCAGCUGGUGGAGUUGCAGCGGUAUUUUAAUAAUCGCGAGCAUAUGGAUGCUGCCUUGGCGAGAGAGGUUAGUUAUUGUUGGGAGUAAUUGUAGUAAUUAUUUGCUAAACAUUUUUUUCGAUUUGCAGCUGGAGACUUUCGCUUUGGUGUGCGCAACGAGUUCACCGCAAUUCCGUUUAUGUGGCCUGCUGGAUCUGAACUUUUCAAAUGGCUUGAAAGUGUU